AGCCUAUUGCAUUGAGAUUAAGUUUGAUGCUUAAGCAUUUUUGUUGUGUGUUUUAUUCAUGGUAACAAUGAAAUUUGUUUUUUUUCAUAGCAUUUCUCGGAAUUAUCCAAAGCUAGACAGAAGGACUAAUCCAGGAGGCCACAGUGUAACUGUGAUGCAAUAGGAGUAAAUGUGACGGCUUUAGAAAAGAUGACUAAUAAUUUACAUAGAAUGCACUAACUUUUAUUUAAUAUAAACCAAUGUUGAUGUUAUUUUUGAAGAAAAAAUUAUGCAAUUCAUCUUGUUUUCCACAGUUGCAUCAGUAGAUUGAAUGACUCAUCUAAAACUUGAACAAAGGAAUGUUAAACAUUACUUUCACUAACUUGCUGCAAUCAGUCACACAGAUGUACCUUUUUUCGUUUCAUGGAGUGAUUAAGUUCUCUCUACAAAAGCAGUGUGCUAACGUCAUCAUUUAAUUAUUAUAUUUGUUGGAUUGUGCUGUUUUGUAUUUUGGGAAUUGUAUGACACAGAAGUUCCACAGUGAAAUAUAAAAUGUGCAAAAUUAUGUUAAUUGGUUCUUUCAUUGCUGUAUUUUUUCGGUCAUUUUAGACCUUUGAUUUGAUUACCGUGACAGUAUAAAAUGACUGAAUAAGCUUGCUCAUUAGAUACAAUUUUAGAAGGUGUCUCUGAAUUUAUACUGUACUUAAAAAAGUAACAGUGGUUAAAAUGUUUAAAUCAUUAAAAUAAAAACUUAACAGGUUGUGACACAGUGGCGAAAUGCUCUGUGGUCAAGUGAUAAUCUUCAUAGUAGUCCUGGGAAUUGGAGGAUCAUUUCAGAAUGGAUUUCACAUUACUGUUAUCAACUCACCUUCACCUUUCAUUCAGAAUUUCAUCAAUGAAAGUUGGAUGUCCCGCUAUGGAAAGCCUAUGGAGAGGGAAAGUGUAAAAUUGAUUUGGUCUGUUUUGGUAUCGAUGUACUCUAUUGGAGGCCUGAUUGGAUCUAUAAGUAUAAGAUGUUUUGUCGUGAAAUUUGGAAGAAAGAAAUCUAUGAUAUACAACAGCAUUCUCAGCAUUGUUACUGCUGCAAUAAUGGGCUCAAGUCGGAAAGCCAACUCUUUUGAAAUGAUUUUGGUGGCGAGAUUCCUGUAUGGAUUCAGUGCAGGGCUAGGCCUUAACAUCCACUUGAUGUAUCUUGGAGAAAGUUCGCCUAAACAGCUCAGAGGUCUGACGACCAUGACGGCAGCUACUUUCACUUCGCUCGGCAAACUUUUUGGACAACUUGUUGGUCUCAGUGAAUUACUUGGCCAAGAGGACUUGUGGCAUAUUCUGCUUUGCUGCGCCUCCUUCAUUUCCAUUCUCCAGCUUGUCGCUCUUCCUUUUCUCCCAGAGGCCCCCAGAUACUUAUUAAUUGACAAAGGAAAUGAAGAAAUGUGCAGAAAAGCCCUGCAGAGACUCUGGGGGAAAAGGGAUUUUAAGGUUGAAAUUGAAGAAAUGCUGGCAGAGCAGGCUGCCAUAAAUGGGGAAAAACCGAAAAGCCUUUCCGAGCUCCUGAAAGACAGAGAAUCACGCUGGCAACUCUUGACCAUGUUGGUUGUUUUGAUUGCGAUUCAGUUUUGUGGCAUCUCUGCGAUCUGUGCCUACUCUUUCAAUGUGUUUUAUGAGGCUGGCAUCUCCGAGGAUAACAUUCGGUAUGUCACACUUGGUAUAGGAGUUUCUGAAGUCCUCACUACGAUCACAUGUGCAUUUCUCAUCGAAAACACAGGGAGAAGAGCAUUGUUGUGGAAGGGAUUUAUAUGUAUGUCCUUAAUAAUGACAUUAAUCACAGUGACACUUUAUCUGAGGGAGACCAUUUCUUGGAUACCAUACAGCACAGUGUGCCUAAUUUUUCUUUUUGUUAUAUGUUUUGGAGGUGGGCCAGCCAGUGUGUUACCAUCGCUCUCUCAUGAGAUCUUUAUUCAGUCUUCAAGACCUGCGGCUUUUGUCUUCACUGGAAUCUUGAGAUGGGUGGGCUUUUCUGUGCUGGUAGUGGCUUUUCCAUUCUUGAUUGAUUCUCUGAAGCACUUCAGCUUUCUGUUUUUUGGAAGUGUUUGUCUUGGGGCCGGAGUUUAUGUCUUUCUCUUUGUACCAGAAACAAAGGGUAAAACAGUCCUUGAAAUAUCGGAGGACUUUAAGAAGAUAAAUGUGCACAGACACUGGUGUACUAAAAAUGGAAAUGAAGACAAUGAAUGGAUUAUAGCAACAAGGCUGUAAAAUGUUACAUUAAGCAUAUACAUGCACAUAUACUUAAGUUUACAUUAAUUUAAAAUUAUUAUAUUAUAUUAUAUUAAUUAUAUUAUAUAAAGUAUUAUACAAAAAUAUGUUUAAUGGGAAUUUUGCAGCAGUUUAUUGCAAAAGUGCGAUCAAAAGGCUGUUUACAUGUAAGCAAAGACAACUUAGUAACUUUCAUAAGUUGACGGAAUUAUUAUACAGUAUGCGUUCAAAACUAAGAAGUGUGGAUAAUAGGUUAUUUGUUAAUUAUUUGCCGACACAUUCAGCUUCUUAUAUUUCAAAACUACUGGAGAUUUGUUCCAUAAAGAAAGCAAUGGCUACAUAAACAAAUAGUGUUAAAUUAUUUGUGUGAUUUUUUUUAUUUGUUGAUUUCAAAUGGUUUUUAUCUUAAAAUAAAGGUAACAAAUUCAAUUAUCCGAAUUGUUUCCAAAUAAG
This is a messenger RNA of Lepisosteus oculatus (spotted gar), 2682 nucleotides long. The record is from RefSeq and is a predicted model, not a curated record. Lineage: Eukaryota; Metazoa; Chordata; Actinopteri; Semionotiformes; Lepisosteidae.